Messenger RNA from Paraphaeosphaeria sporulosa, 1797 nucleotides. Its product is annotated as MFS multidrug transporter-like protein. The record is from RefSeq and is a predicted model, not a curated record. The transcript is spliced from 4 exons. NCBI's taxonomy places the organism in Eukaryota, Fungi, Ascomycota, Dothideomycetes, Pleosporales, Didymosphaeriaceae. Gene Ontology annotation, biological process: transmembrane transport. The coding region runs from base 1 to 1797 and encodes 598 amino acids. Gene Ontology annotation, molecular function: transmembrane transporter activity.
AUGCACGAAAGUGGGAGACAAGAGACAGAAGGCAUUCCCACAGUGGCUACCUCUCCACUUGAGCUGGCGACGCAACGACCAAUAUCCAGGAUAUCACUUACCUUUGAUGCAUCGCAAACUGUUCAAGAAGAUGAGCCAUCAACUACUUCGAAUCGACCGAAUGUUCGUAUUCCCAAAUGGAAGCUUAUAUCGCUCUACGUCAGUAUUUGUGCCGGGCUAUUCCUCGCUUUCCUUGACACAUCCAUUGUCGCAACUGCUCUAUACACCAUCGGAGAGGAGUUCCAUUCGCUCUCCAAGAUCAACUGGAUAGCAUUAUCGUAUACGUUGGCUUAUUUGGGAUGCACUGCUAUAUUUGCUUCUUUGUCAGAUGUUGUUGGUCGCCGCAAUGCAUACAUUGCUGCAUCAACACUGUUCAUUGCCUUCUCCCUAGGCUGCGGUUGGGCUCAGGAUCUCAAUCAGCUCAUCGCGUUCCGUACGUUGCAAGGCAUUGGUGGAAGCGGACUUUACAGCAUUGGCUUUAUCAUUCUACCAGAGAUCAGCAGCGUGAAGAUGGCACAAAUGAUUGGUGCUUUGGCUGGCGGUGUCAUAGCCAUGAGCGGCAUUCUGGGCCCUAUCCUCGGGGGCAUUAUUACGAAUUACACUACCUGGAAAUGGAUAUUUUGGAUCAACGGUCCUAUCGCUAUCGGACCUUCCAUCUUGUUUGUUCUUGCGUGGCCGAACGAAAAGCAACUUCCACCAAUAGAGCUACGCCCGUUCCGCCAAAUGGACUUUCUGGGCUGCUUUUUGCUGAUUGCAGCGAUUGUCCCGUUCGUAUUCGCUUUCCAAGAGGCUGGCAUACACAUCCUCUUGAACAGACAGGUGUGGAAUUCAGCCAUCUUCGUAGCGCCACUGGUCGUAGGAAUCAUGUGCUGGAUUGCUCUGUUUGGGUGGGAAUACAUUGUCUCGAUCCACAGGUCCGCAUCCAUCAACGCACUAUUCCCGUUACGUCUUGCCAAAAGCAGAGUCUACCUAUCUGCUGUCGCUACAACCAUGAUGUCAGGCUUUCCUUACUUCGUGGUUAUCUAUUCGCUACCAACUCACUUCCAGGUCGUCAAUGAACGAAGUGCACUCGUAUCUGGCAUUGCUCUUCUCCCUUUGCUUGGCACCUCCGCAAUUGGCACCACACUUGCUGGAGCAUUUUCUAUGAAGAAGAACAAUACAUUUCCGACAAUGAUGACAGGCGCAGCGCUGAUGCUGAUUGGUACUGCAGCCCUGUCUACCCUUGGCAGUGAAACGGAUACAGAAGCGAAGGCUUAUGGUUUACAAGUUUUUGUCGGACUUGGUUUCGGCUUGAUCAUCAGCACAUCCAGUAUGAUAGCCAGCUUGGAGAGCGAAAUCAGAGAUAACGCCGUCGCUCAAGGUCUUGUCGCACAGGUCCGCGUACUUGGUGGUAGCAUUGGUAUUGCAGCUUCCUCUGUUAUCCUGAGCAUAAAGCAGCGACAAAUGCUUCUGGAAAGUGGAUUACUCACACCAUCUCAGUUGCAGUCCCUACGGAACGCUAUGUCAACACUUUCAGCAGGCGAGGUUCGUGUUGUUAAGCAAGCAUAUACUGAUGCGUUUGAUGAGACUCUCGUCGUUUGCUCGAUCUUUUCGGGGCUCUGUGUGCUCGUUGCACUUGGAUCUUGGCGCAGACACCCGCUCAGCAUACGAGAAAUGCGCGAGGAGCAGUUCAGGAAGGAGGCUAUCAGGCAGCGAGCCCUCACGGAGCUGCGAAUUCCGGAGAAUGCAAAGGGACCAAAAGAUGGAUCGAUGGCAUGA